Penicillium vulpinum is the source of this 294-nucleotide messenger RNA. RefSeq lists its product as uncharacterized. The coding region runs from base 1 to 294 and encodes 97 amino acids. The record is from RefSeq and is a predicted model, not a curated record. NCBI's taxonomy places the organism in Eukaryota, Fungi, Ascomycota, Eurotiomycetes, Eurotiales, Aspergillaceae. The transcript has a single exon.
AUGACUGCUGUGCCAGCACAAGUAGAUGUUGAAGUGUCUGAAAUUCCUAAAAUGGACCAUGUUCCUGAACAAUCAUUCACGAAUGGGCACAAUGGCAUACAUUCAUCGAGCAACUCUAUCCCGCUGAACACAGACUACGCGUAUAAACUACGCAAAAUGUAUGUCCUAACUAUCGGCGCAGGCUUCUCGGGUCCCUUGAUGGCGCACAAAUUCCAACAUCGAUUUCCUGAGCCGCAAGAGUUCGGGGAGCACACUAUAUAUGAAGCUUGUAACGAUGUUGGUGCACAUAGUUGA